This is a messenger RNA of Caenorhabditis briggsae, 1578 nucleotides long. RefSeq names its product Protein CBR-SRV-22 (gene Cbr-srv-22). NCBI's taxonomy places the organism in Eukaryota, Metazoa, Nematoda, Chromadorea, Rhabditida, Rhabditidae. The record is from RefSeq and is a predicted model, not a curated record. The transcript is spliced from 11 exons. Gene Ontology annotation, cellular component: membrane. Bases 1 to 1578 code for a protein of 525 amino acids.
AUGAAUCCAGACACUUCCGAUUUCGAUAAAGCUGUAGAUGUUAAAACAAACAGUGCCAGUUAUCAAAUGCCUUUGGUAAUUUAUUAUGUGCUUUUUGUGUUCAUUUUUCCAGCUUACAUUGUAAUUUUGGUAUGUAUUUUGAAGUGGAGAAAGCGCAUUGUUAUAUUCAAAUCAACUUUUUAUACAAUUUUAAUUCAACAUACUAUCGCCGAUAUUUUGGCUUUGUUAUUUUACGCUUCGCAGAAGUUCCUAUAUGUUACGAUUCCAUACUUUUUGUUCAAGUAUCAACGCUAUAGAAUUGCAGCAGUUUUCUACAACGGUUUGUAUUGGUUCAUGACAAUUCACAGAUUCCUGAUAAUUGUAAAACCAAAUUUAAAAAUGACACAGUGGACUCAAAAAUCGAAACCCUGGAAGGUUUGGAUCCUUUUCUGGGGUCCAUCCAUCAUUCUGAGCGCCGUUUUCUUUUCAGAUACCGAGAUUGGUUUCGAUUCUCUUGAGAAAAUGUUGCUAGCGAUGGAUCCAGAAAUUAUAAGUAGAUACACUCGAAUAAUAUUCUUGUAUCUUCUGGUAACCUGUCUAGUUUGUUUGACCACUUAUGCCAUGAUUUUUAAAUCUAUAAGAAUCAAGAGUCAUUCGGAAUCCAACUACUUUUUCAAUUGGUGGCAGAUGGGAGUGUAUGCACUAUUUUUCCUUUUUAUUAAUCCUUUAUCUAUUUUCGUUUUUAUUUUCAUUUUGAAAUUAAGAAGACAGGGAGGACUAUUCAAGACAGCAUUUUAUACAAUACUAAUUCAGCAGAACAUUGCUGAUUUUAUAUCUCAAUUAUUCUACUCUGUUCACAGAUUUGUUUUCGUCAUACUUUUUCAUUUAAUAUUCUACCAUCCAGAACUAAAAAUCGCCGCAAUUUAUUACAACGGAAUCUAUUGGUGUACCAUAUUCCGAGUGAAUGGAAUACUUUUCAUGACCAUUCACCGAUUCCUAGUCAUUGUGAAACCAGUUCACAAAAUCACUUGGUUCAUCCAACAAGCUAAACCCUGGAAAAUAUGGUCCAUUUUUUGGUUGCCUUCAAUAAUACUCAGUCUCUUUUAUUUCAUGGACCCUGAAAUCGGAUUUGAUUCUCCUGAAAAUAUGUCGAUGUCUGUGGAUUUCUCAAUUGUUAACAUUCUCAUCUGCUUACUUUAUAUUACUUGUGCUGCGUGUAUUGUUCUUUAUGGAUCGAUUCUGCAGUUUAUCAAAGAAGAAAGUCACUCGAUCUCGCAAAUACAGAAAAGAGAAAUCCGCCUUGUUUUUCAAGUACUUCUCUCAUUUUUUGCUCAAUUCAUUUUUCUUAUUUACUUCCUGAUUGUACAUGCAUAUACCCUUUUGGAUGAUAACAACGGAGUAGUGGAAACGAGAAAAUACUAUCCGAUUGCGUAUGGUACUCUAUCUUACAUCACUCCAUUCACCAUAUUAAUUUUUAACAAAGAUGUUUCUCGAAACAUUCAAAAUCUGAUAUCGAAAAAAACUAAGGAUGGAAUAUCGGAAUCACUUGGCGGUUCAAUAACAGUCCAGCGGAGAAACACUGGAACCAUGUUGAUAUAA